GGGUGUCCUCCAGCUUCGUGCUGGACGAGGCAGAGCUGGACCGGCUGAUGGCGCUGAGCAACGAGAUAAAAAACCCCACCGUGCCGCUCAAGUCCGAGCUGGCCUACGAGGUGUUCGAGCACGGCCAGGUGCGCUUCUGGCUGCAGGCUGAGCAGCUGUCCCCCGACGCCAGCUUCCGCUUCGUCAUCAACGACCGGGAGGUGUCCGACAGCCCGACGCACAAGAUCAAGUGCGACAAGGCGACGGGCGUCAUCGAGAUGGUGAUGGACCAGUUCACGGCGGAGAACGAGGGCACCUACACGGUGCAGAUCCACGACGGGAAGGCCAAGAACCAGUCCUCCCUGGUCCUCAUCGGGGACGCGUUCAAGGCCGUCCUGGACGAGGCUGAGUUCCAGCGGAAAGAGUUUAUCCGGAAACAAGGCCCGCACUUCGCCGAGUACCUGCACUGGGACGUCACCGAGGAGUGUGAGGUCCGCCUGGUCUGCAAGGUCGCCAACACCAAGAAGGAGACGGUGUUCCGGUGGCUGAAGGACGACGCCCUGUUCGAGACCGAGAGCCCGCCGGACCUGGAGCGGGGCGUCUGCGAGCUGCUGCUCCCCAAGCUGUCCAAGAAGGACCAUGGGGAGUACAAGGCAACCCUGAAGGACGACAGAGGCCAGGACGUGUCCACCCUGGAGAUCGCCGGCAAAGUGUACGAGGACAUGAUCCUGGCGAUGAGCAGAGUCUGCGGCUUGUCUGCGUCUCCUCUGAAGAUACUCUGCAACCCAGACGGGAUCAGGCUGCAGUGCUUCAUGAAAUACUUCACCGAGGAGAUGCGUGUGAGCUGGUACCACAAAGACGCCAAGAUCGCGUCCAGCGAGCACAUGCGGGCGGGCGGCAGCGAGGAGAUGGCCUGGCUGCAGAUCUGCGAGCCCACGGAGAAGGACAAGGGCAAGUUCACCUUCGAGAUCUCGGACGGCACCGACAACCACCAGCGCUCGCUCGACCUGUCCGGCCAAGCCUUCGACGACGCGCUGGCCGAGUUCCAGCAGCUCAAGGCGGCUGCGUUUGCAGAGAAGAACCGCGGCAAGGUGAUCGGCGGCCUACCGGACGUGGUGACCAUAAUGGAAGGCAAGACCUUGAACCUGACCUGCACGGUGUUCGGGAACCCGGACCCCGAGGUGGUGUGGUUCAAGAACGACAAGGACAUCGAGCUCAGCGACCACUUCUCGGUGAAGGUGGAGCAGGCCAAGCACGUGAGCAUGAGCAUCAAGGGCGUGACGGCCGAGGACUCGGGCAAGUACAGCAUCAGCGUCAAGAACAAGUACGGGGGCGAGAAGAUCGACGUGACGGUCAGCGUGUACCAGCACGGCGAGACCAUCCCCGACGUGCCUCCGCCCCAGCAGGCCACGCCCAAGCUCAUCCCCGCCUCCGCCUCCGGCCCGGCCCCGUGAGGCGGCGCCGCGGGCGCGGGCGCGGGCGCGGGCCGUGUGCCGUGUGCCGUGCCCCGUGCCCCGUGCGUGUCACCAGCUGAGUGACCCCAUGCGUGGCCGGAGAGCGAGCCUGCGCCACGCGUGUUUGGCUUUGGUGCUUGUUCCAUCUAGUUUAGGGCCCUUGAGGCGGGAAGCCAGGGUCGUGUGGGGUGUCCUGUCCUCCACCCCGGGGUGGACCCCUGUGCCAACGUGACCCAGCACCCCGGCUCCUGGCUGGAGCCCUGUAGGCCGUGCCGCUGCCACUGUGUGUUCUCUUGCUUGCGACGAAUAAAGCUUUACGAGGC
Pipistrellus kuhlii (Kuhl's pipistrelle) is the source of this 1756-nucleotide messenger RNA. RefSeq names its product myomesin-2-like. The record is from RefSeq and is a predicted model, not a curated record. Lineage: Eukaryota; Metazoa; Chordata; Mammalia; Chiroptera; Vespertilionidae. The coding region runs from base 48 to 1433 and encodes 461 amino acids. The transcript has 15 exons.